UGAUAGAAAAUGCUGCAAUAUCUGAAGAGCACUUGAAGGCAGCACAGAGAGGGAGUGUCUCCAACAUGUUCCUGCUGUUGUCAUAUCUCCGUGAGGACGGUGAAGACUUCAGUCUACUCUUCAGCUCAGAGACUCAGAAUGGCGACAAGUCGAGUGGCCAUCCGGUCAGCUGAUCAGCUGUUGGCUCUGCUUAAGGAAAGCACCAAAGUAAAAGAUCCAGAUUACCAGAAAGAUUACUUGAAAUGGGUUUCAGUCUUUGUGUCCAAUAACAGACACAAGACCAUCACCUUAAAGAAUCCAGCUGGUGCCAGGUUGAAGAUAGGAGGCCUGGAAGACACCGUCUUCAAAGGGAAUGAUGGCAUCUUGAAUGGGUGGGGGAAAUUCUACCUUCCUAAGAUAGUAAACAUGAAGGUUGUAGGAGUAGUGGAGGGGACGUCAUACCUGUGUGAUCAGCUGGUCCUGAUGACCUGUGAGGACAGAAAGCUGUAUGCCUUUGAUGGAGAGGAAGAGGAGCUGCACAUGGUGGCUGAGAGCCUGGAGAAGCUCGGUGAGAAGGGACUGAAGUAUCCGGCAUCACAGAGCUACUACAAAGGAGAGGCCUUCAAAGAUAUGACGGAGAAGGACUGGGACAAAGUGAGGAGUGGUAAAGUGGGGAAGCAGCUGGACGAAGAGCAUCGUAAACUGGUGGCAUCAAAAAAGCCCAAACUUCUGGAGAAUCUCAAAUCAGCCAAAGCUGCUGCCAAAGCUGUAGCCUGAGCUGUUGUUUCUCUAUGUGUUAGGAGGAAAAGAAAAAGGUGUGAGGGUUCAGGUACCCUGUACAUUUAAUCUUUGGUCUAUAUCUUUACUAUCCAUGGAGCCAUUUCUGGCCCAAAAAAAAAAAAACAGAAAUGUGUCUGGGAGUGUGCGCUCCAUGUUUAAAAGGCUCAGUCCUUCCUGUCUUUACUGCAUGUCAUCCCCCCCCCUCUCUCUCUUCUUUAUUGUCUUCAGCUGUCCUGUCAAAUAAAGGCCCAAUAUGCCCCAAAAACUAAAAUAAAUCUAUCCAGAGCCGCAACAGCU
Sander lucioperca (pikeperch) is the source of this 1056-nucleotide messenger RNA. RefSeq lists its product as uncharacterized. Bases 139 to 756 code for a protein of 205 amino acids. NCBI's taxonomy places the organism in Eukaryota, Metazoa, Chordata, Actinopteri, Perciformes, Percidae. The transcript is spliced from 5 exons. The record is from RefSeq and is a predicted model, not a curated record.